AUGCCAGAGCAUCCUGAGGUUCGAGCCUUCGCAGAACGCAUAACGUUUGAGGCAGAGCACACUCUCUUUACUAACGUCUCUACUUCGAGGGCGUGUGUGUAUAAGGCCCUCCCACCUUUGUUCCUUGAUGAUUCCAUAAAAGUAGCAUUUACCAUAAGGUGCGAAUCUCGAGGCAAGCAGCUCCGAGUUGACCUGGCUCGGGCAGCUGAUCCACCUAGGAAUGAGGCAAAGAGUAUUUUUGUGCGUCUGAAAAGAAAUACAUCUGACACCUCAGAGACACCCUAUGAUUUGUGCAAAACAACCGCUUUAAGCCGCCCCUGGGAACACUCAGAUCACGCUGUGGCGCUUACCAUACCAACCAGUAUCGUGAUUGGCCUGGGAUUAGCAGGCUGUAUCAACACCUUCUUAACCCCAGAGGAAGCUUUGAAGUCUAACGCACAUCUCUUGUUUGAGGCAUCUGAUGCUGUGUUAGCAGUAUGCUCGCCACGGCCAGAGACCAUGUACUGGCGAGUAGGAGACUUCGACCAUGCACGGUCCCCUGAUCCUGUGGCACAGUACCUAGACUAUGUGUCCAAGAUACUGUCCAAACUGUCACAUAUUCCUAUAGGUCUUGACGGGUCUUUCAUUGUGCCACCCAAGUCGAUAUUUUCACAACCCAUAUGCCGGCUUCUUUUGUCUCAGGAAUUGUUCAACGGAGUAGGGAAUUACCUACGAGCAGAGGCCAUGCACCGACUUCUUAUUCACCCUUUCACCCCAAGCGUCUAUGUGUUUGAAGAGCUUAUCCAUUGGGUUCAUGACACCGUGCGAGAAACCCCUCGAUUCCACAACUUGAGUAACAAGUGGAGAAGUCUUGCCGAAAAGAAUGUCUCUAUUAUCGAGACCAAGUGCCCACUCAUCCCGAUGAUCAGAAGGCUAUGUGAGGAGGCCUAUGCUGUUCUGGAUGAUCACAGACUCUUUUCGGAGUGGCUUUUAUGCUAUAAGAAAGCAACUAAUUGCAUUCUUGAUUCCGGGGGCAGAGAAGUUUGGUUCUUCGAAAAGCUAGUCGCAAACAAAUCCAGUCAUGCAAGUGAGCACGGCGAUAAGAAGAAUUCUGCUGAGAAGCCAGAUGCAUGUACCCUGUCAGAGCUCAUACUGUCCUCUGAACCUAGUCUUAAAAAGGUUGCAGUACAGCAACUGGCUACGUCAAACGCAGAAAAUGUCAUUCUUAAUAGCACGGAGAAUGAUGCUGAUGUCAGCCAGCUAGACAUCUUGGAAUACUCUCGCAAAGACCUCCUUCGACGAGGCACGGUACUCGACAAUCUUCCAAUUGAUUCUAGAAACGAGUCAGCUAGUCGAUGGCAGGACAAGAUUGUUCGGAAGAGUACUGUCCAACAAUUACAUGACGCUCGAACGUUUCAAGCAAGCCUCCAGUCGAAGUAA
Messenger RNA from Giardia duodenalis, 1419 nucleotides. Its product is annotated as Endonuclease VIII-like 1. The coding region runs from base 1 to 1419 and encodes 472 amino acids. Gene Ontology annotation, cellular component: nucleus. Gene Ontology annotation, biological process: base-excision repair. The record is from RefSeq and is a predicted model, not a curated record. Gene Ontology annotation, molecular function: nucleic acid binding; DNA N-glycosylase activity; DNA-(apurinic or apyrimidinic site) endonuclease activity. NCBI's taxonomy places the organism in Eukaryota, Fornicata, Diplomonadida, Hexamitidae. The transcript has a single exon.